CUAUGACACAGGGCUAACAGCAGGAAGGACCCCCGUCGUUCGAGCGGCGUUUGAACACAAAACGCCGAACGAACAAAAAGUUUCUCAUCGGGUGAAAAUCUGCACCAUCCUGCCUGCUGAAACGGUGCAGCAGUAACUUUCUUCAUCCAAGCCUGAGGGGGCCCAGAGACAUCCACCAUGUUUCUGUACAACCUGACAUUACAACGUGCCACUGGCAUCACUCAUGCCAUCCAUGGGAACUUUUCAGGUACGAAACUGCAAGAGAUUGUGGUUUCCCGGGGAAAGAUUCUAGAGCUGCUGCGUCCUGAUGCCAACACAGGCAAGGUUCACACAUUGCUCACCAUGGAGGUGUUUGGCAUCGUCCGCUCCCUCAUGGCCUUCAGGCUCACUGGUGGCACGAAAGACUACAUCGUGGUGGGAAGUGACUCGGGACGUAUUGUUAUCCUGGAGUACCAUCCUUCAAAGAACAUGUUUGAAAAGGUGCACCAGGAGACUUUUGGCAAGAGCGGAUGUAGACGCAUCGUUCCCGGGCAAUUCCUGGCUGUGGACCCUAAAGGCAGAGCUGUAAUGAUAGGUGCCAUAGAGAAGCAGAAGUUGGUGUAUAUCUUGAACAGAGAUGCUGCAGCUCGUCUCACCAUCUCCUCUCCGUUGGAAGCACACAAGGCCAACACCCUGGUCUACCAUGUGGUUGGGGUGGAUGUGGGCUUUGAGAACCCCAUGUUUGCCUGCCUUGAGAUGGACUAUGAGGAAGCUGAUAAUGACCCCACAGGAGAGGCAGCAGCCAACACACAGCAGACUCUGACCUUCUAUGAGCUUGACCUGGGACUCAACCAUGUUGUGCGCAAGUACAGUGAGGCUCUAGAAGAACAUGGCAACUUCCUCAUCACAGUACCCGGUGGCUCAGAUGGCCCCAGUGGAGUGCUCAUUUGCUCUGAGAAUUACAUUACAUACAAGAACUUUGGGGACCAGCCAGAUAUCCGUUGCCCAAUUCCUCGCAGAAGGAAUGAUCUGGAUGACCCUGAGAGAGGCAUGAUCUUCGUCUGCUCUGCCACACACAAGACCAAGUCCAUGUUCUUCUUCCUGGCCCAGACUGAGCAAGGAGAUAUCUUUAAAGUUACCCUCGAAACAGAUGAGGAGAUGGUCACUGAGAUAAGGAUGAAAUACUUCGACACUAUCCCUGUGGCCACAGCCAUGUGUGUGCUGAAGACUGGGUUCUUAUUUGUGGCGUCAGAGUUUGGAAACCAUUACCUGUACCAGAUAGCUCACCUGGGUGAUGACGAUGAUGAACCAGAGUUCUCCUCUGCCAUGCCUCUAGAGGAGGGAGACACCUUUUUCUUUCAACCUCGACCCCUAAAGAACCUGGUGCUUGUGGAUGAGCAGGAGAAUCUGUCUCCAAUUAUGUCCUGCCAGAUUGCUGAUUUGGCCAAUGAGGACACUCCUCAGCUGUAUGUGGCGUGUGGAAGAGGACCCAGGUCAACUUUGAGGGUUCUAAGGCAUGGGUUGGAGGUUUCAGAGAUGGCAGUAUCUGAACUUCCUGGUAACCCCAAUGCUGUGUGGACCGUUAGGAGACAUGUAGAAGACGAGUUUGAUGCCUACAUCAUUGUGUCCUUCGUUAACGCCACACUGGUUCUGUCUAUCGGGGAAACUGUGGAAGAAGUGACAGAUUCUGGUUUCCUUGGUACCACCCCAACCCUGUCCUGUUCACUACUGGGAGAGGAUGCUCUGGUGCAAGUUUAUCCAGAUGGCAUCCGCCACAUCAGAGCCGAUAAGCGUGUGAAUGAGUGGAAGACUCCGGGGAAGAAGACUAUCGUACGCUGCGCUGUCAACCAGCGGCAGGUUGUCAUUGCUCUGACUGGAGGAGAGCUGGUCUACUUUGAGAUGGACCCGUCAGGCCAGCUGAAUGAAUACACAGAAAGGAAGGAGAUGUCUGCAGACGUGGUGUGUAUGAGCCUUGCUAAUGUCCCUCCGGGUGAACAGCGCUCACGCUUUCUGGCUGUGGGUCUGGUGGACAACACUGUGCGCAUCAUCUCUCUGGACCCCUCGGAUUGUUUGCAGCCACUGAGUAUGCAGGCUUUGCCUGCGCAGCCAGAGUCCCUGUGUAUUGUGGAAAUGGGAGGCGUGGAGAAGCAAGAUGAGCUGGGCGAGAAGGGCACCAUUGGCUUCCUCUACCUUAAUAUUGGUCUACAGAACGGUGUGCUGUUGCGUACUGUGCUGGAUCCUGUAACUGGAGACCUGUCUGACACUCGCACCCGCUACCUGGGAUCUCGUCCUGUCAAGCUCUUCAGGGUGCGGAUGCAGGGCCAAGAGGCUGUGCUGGCCAUGUCUAGCCGGUCGUGGCUGAGCUAUUCAUACCAGUCCCGUUUCCAUCUGACUCCACUUUCUUACGAGACGCUGGAGUAUGCCUCAGGAUUUGCAUCAGAGCAGUGCCCUGAAGGAAUAGUUGCCAUCUCCACCAACACACUGAGAAUUCUGGCUCUAGAGAAGCUUGGUGCAGUCUUCAACCAGGUGGCCUUCCCACUCCAGUACACACCACGCAAAUUUGUCAUUCAGCCAGAGACCAACAAUCUAAUCCUCAUAGAAACGGACCAUAAUGCCUACACAGAGGCCACCAAGGCCCAGCGUAAACAGCAGAUGGCUGAGGAAAUGGUGGAGGCAGCAGGAGAGGAUGAAAGGGAGUUGGCUGCAGAAAUGGCUGCUGCGUUUUUGAAUGAGAAUCUCCCUGAAGCAAUUUUUGGUGCCCCUAAGGCUGGAUCAGGACAGUGGGCAUCACUGGUGCGCCUGGUCAAUCCUAUUCAGGGGAACACCUUGGACUUGGUUCAACUAGAGCAGAAUGAGGCAGCCUUCAGUGUGGCGGUUUGUCGCUUUGCUAAUGGGGGUGAUGACUGGUAUGUGCUGGUGGGUGUGGCCAGAGAUAUGAUCCUUAACCCACGCUCGGUGGGUGGUGGCUACAUUUACACAUACCGUCUUGUAGGGGGCGGUGAAAAGCUGGAGUUUAUGCACAAGACCCCUGUUGAAGAUGUGCCCCUAGCCAUUGCUCCGUUCCAGGGCAGAGUGUUGGUGGGUGUGGGCAAACUAUUGCGCAUUUAUGACCUGGGCAAAAAGAAGCUUCUUCGGAAGUGUGAGAAUAAGCAUGUUCCAAACCUGGUGACGGGUAUUCACACCAUUGGCCAACGAGUGAUCGUGUCCGAUAUUCAAGAGAGUCUGUUCUGGGUACGCUAUAAGCGCAGUGAGAACCAGCUCAUUAUCUUUGCUGAUGACACCCACCCACGUUGGGUUACUAGUGCAUGUCUCCUCGACUAUGACACCAUGGCCACAGCGGACAAGUUUGGGAAUAUCAGCAUUGUACGAUUACCACCCAACACCAGUGAUGAUGUGGAUGAGGACCCCACAGGAAACAAAGCAUUGUGGGACAGAGGCCUACUGAACGGAGCAUCACAAAAGGCUGAGGUAAUUAUGAAUUACCAUAUUGGAGAGACAGUCCUUUCCCUGCAGAAGACCACCCUAAUACCUGGAGGCUCUGAGUCCCUGGUGUACACCACUCUUUCAGGAGGCAUUGGCAUCCUGGUGCCCUUCACAUCUCAUGAGGACCAUGACUUUUUCCAGCACUUGGAAAUGCAUAUGCGCUCUGAAUUUCCUCCACUGUGCGGCAGAGACCAUCUCAGUUUCCGCUCCUAUUACUUCCCUGUAAAGAAUGUGAUUGAUGGAGACCUGUGUGAACAGUUUAACUCCAUGGAUCCUCAUAAGCAGAAAAGUGUUGCUGAAGAGCUGGACCGCACGCCACCAGAAGUGUCUAAGAAACUGGAAGACAUCCGCACGCGCUACGCCUUUUAAAAUCGCCCAUCUAUGUAUGUGUGCUUUACAGGCUCACAUUUUCAAGCCCACUCUUUUUUUUUUUCUUCCUUCAGUCUGCCUGCCUCCUUGCUUGCUGCAACCACAGGUUUCCUACCACAAAUAUGGGUACGAUAUUUUGAUGAUUGCUACAAGAAGUGGUUCAUGAGUGAGACCAUCUGGGAAGCAUCCCUGUGGUCUGUGAACCUGUCGGGCAGACAUCAGUACUCCUGUAACAGUACUGUGAAACUGGGCUGUACUUGGACGUUCAUUUGUAUAGAUGUAAAUACAGCACAGUGCUGUAGAAAGACCCAUAGAAGACCAAGGAUUUGUUUCACCAAGUCUCUGGUAAGUUGCAGCUGUGGACUGAAAGGAGUUAGAGUAUAACGUUCAGCGUGUGCGAUUUACUUUCUCCACACUUGCAUUGUGGCUGAAAUGAACUAAAUUAGAAUUUUAUUGAAUGAAUCACAUGUGGAGACUUCCAGCAGUGUUGAGCAACCGCCUGGUGUCCUUCAAUUUGGAUAUUCACAAAAAGAAAAUUGUGCUCACGUUGUUUAAAAAUACAGUGGCAUCUUGUAAAAUAGCUUUAGUUGUCUCUUCACAGGGACAGUCAGACGAUAGUGGGUUGUUGUUGCUUUUUUGGAAAGAGAAUGGACUUAAUCAUCAAACCCACAGUCACAUUAUUCUUUUUUUUUUUUCCUGCUGUCCUAAAUUAAAGAGUUGUCUUUUGUACCAUGAGUGAAGUUUUGUAAAUAAAUCUUUUUUUUUUUAAUUAAAAUGUGUUUAAAAAACUUUCUUGCCUCUUAGGGUUUAAGUAGAGCAACUGGGCAUGUCUGUACACUGCCCCUUUACGCGUUAAGUGGUCAUACAGGUAUUGCAAGAUUCCACUGUCUGCUGCUACAGACCAUGUGGGCUGUUUGGUUACAAAUGCUUCUUUUGUUGUGGAUUUCCUCUGGUGAUCGGUGCCCCCACCUCUAAACGUGUCUGUGUAAGAUGGAGAAGGUGACGCUAAGUCAGCUGAGCAGAUUAGCUAAAGUCUACAGUACAGGAAACUCAGUCAGAGGUGAGUCAUCUCUGCUUUAAGAGUAGUUAAACUGUUGUAUUCUGUUAAUCAUCUCUCUGGCUUUGAAGAGAGAAUGCACAUGUCCGGGUCACCUCUAAAUCCCUGCAUUACUCUUUAUUUGUGUGUUCAGAAAAUUUUGUAAGUAUUUUUUAAAUAAAUUGAGACCUUGUGGAA
Messenger RNA from Astyanax mexicanus (Mexican tetra), 5065 nucleotides. It is a transcript of the gene sf3b3, whose product is annotated as splicing factor 3b, subunit 3. Gene Ontology annotation, cellular component: U2 snRNP; nucleus. The coding region runs from base 178 to 3831 and encodes 1217 amino acids. NCBI's taxonomy places the organism in Eukaryota, Metazoa, Chordata, Actinopteri, Characiformes, Acestrorhamphidae. The transcript has 27 exons. Gene Ontology annotation, molecular function: U2 snRNA binding; protein binding. Gene Ontology annotation, biological process: mRNA splicing, via spliceosome. The record is from RefSeq and is a predicted model, not a curated record.